Molecule: messenger RNA, 1728 nt
Organism: Glarea lozoyensis ATCC 20868
Lineage: Eukaryota; Fungi; Ascomycota; Leotiomycetes; Helotiales; Helotiaceae
Product: Cupredoxin
Exons: 8
Coding region: 1-1728 (575 amino acids)
Molecular function (GO): copper ion binding; oxidoreductase activity
Source: RefSeq, a predicted model, not a curated record
AUGUUGCUCUCUAGAAAUCGACUGUGUCUCUUGGUCGCUCUUAUCGUCAUCAGUGGCAUUCUUUAUAAUGCCAUUGAUCGAUAUUUCACCACCGGCCUGCACUUUUCAUUUGCUACUGGUGGGGAGCGCAACCUCGCGCAUGUUUUGAGCCCACAGCAUCAUAUCAACCGAGCACCGACGACCAUUCGUCAUGUGUGGAAGAUCACGACUGGUUUUCGUGCCCCAGACGGUGUGAGAAAGAAGGUUUAUUUGAUAAAUGGCCAGUUUCCCGGUCCAUGGAUCGAGGCUCGCUCGGGAGAUGAUAUUGAGGUAGAUAUCUACAAUUGGCUGACCGAUGAGGGUGUUGCAAUCCAUUGGCAUGGGCUUUGGAUGCGCGGCGCAAACGAAAUGGAUGGUGCUGUCGGUCUCACCCAGUCCCCCACUGGACCGUCGAAGAGCUUUACUUAUAAGUUUCACAUCGCUGAAGCUCAAAGUGGUUCGUUCUGGUACCACUCCCAUUCAGAACUUCAGCGCGCAGACGGCCUUUAUGGCGGCAUUGUCAUUCACAAGCCUGCGAGCUCGGGUGUGCCUUCUGAAAACGAAGUCCACAAUUACGAUCAGGAUGUCGGUCUUCUUAUUGGAGAUUGGUAUCAUAGACCAAGCCAUGAAGUUCAAGUUUACUAUGAAGAUUUCGCGAAUGCGGGAAAUGAGCCUGCCCCAGAUUCCCUCCUUAUUAAUGGACAAGGUUACUUCAAUUGCUCUUUGGCCGUUCCUGCACGGCCGCUUGUGUGCCAAAAGAUCAUGAUUCCUCAACUGAACUUGAACAUCAAUAACACCCGGCUGCGACUCAUAAAUACAGGGGCCAUAGUCGGUUUCACCAUCUCGAUUGCUGGAUAUGAUAUGCACCUAAUCGAGGUAGACGGUGGAGGCGAGGUGUCUGGCGGUCUUGGUUCGUCCUCCAUCGGUGUUAUAUACCCUGGGGAGAGGGUAGACAUCAUUCUUGGACCAAACCUACACUUUGAUAAAAGCAAAAUGGUGAUGAGUAUCGAAUUGGACGCUGAGAACUUGCGAUUUCGCAACUUUGCUUUAACCGAAAUACAACACUUCCCUGUCACAUCACUGAGUGAUACAGGCACAAGGUAUGGCGGCCCAAGUAUGCCGACAGAGGCAUUGGCACCCCUUGACCUCGCUCGAGUGGCGGGCCCACCAAGAGUGACUACUGGGAUGCCGAAAACCCCGAGUCAAACCCUUGUUCUGUACACCAAAGUUGAAAUCUUGGGCGAAUUUGGUAACCGCCCAAGAGGGUUUAUAAACCAAAGUACGUGGGAGGCUGAACGGCUCGAGAAGAUGCCUCUGUUGGCACUUGAUAAGACUGCCUGGGGUAACGCCUUUGUUCCCUUUGUCAAGACGGGCGAGGACCGCUGGGUAGAUAUUGUGUUGAAUAACUUUGACGACCGAGGACACCCGUUUCAUUUGCAUGGCAACGACUUCUUCGUCUUGUCGGUUCAUGAAGCGGGAAUUGGAGGAUAUGAUGAGGCAUACAACCCUUUCGACACCGCGAGACCUCCAGCUGGCGGCCCUCUUAACACCAUGAAUCCGGUACGAAAAGAUACGAUAUUUAUUCCUGCUAUGGGUUAUGCGGUGCUCCGGUUCAAGGCAGACAACGAGGGGUUAUGGUUCUUCCACUGCCAUAUAUUGUGGCACCAGGCGGUUGGUAUGGCCAUGGCUUUGCAUGUGGGAAGUGAUUGA